Lactuca saligna is the source of this 1017-nucleotide messenger RNA. Lineage: Eukaryota; Viridiplantae; Streptophyta; Magnoliopsida; Asterales; Asteraceae. The record is from the annotation of a GenBank genome assembly.
AUGUACCCGAUGACUAGCCAACAUGGAUAUGCUCUAGUCAGCCCUGCAGACCUCUCAGAAGAGAAGGACUCGUCGAAGAACGAAGAGGACAAAGACAUAAAGGAGAUUCUAGACUCUGAUGAUGAGGGAAUACUACAGGAUGUCGAGGAGAUUGAGGAUGAUGGCCCUAUCGAGGAGGGCCUUACUGAUGAGGAGCAUGCGCCUCCUAACCCACCAUCCUCACUGCCCAGACUGCACUACCACCAUAUCUCCUUAAUGGCAUGGGAACUACUCAAGGAUGAACCUGAGAAUGAUCUGAUACCACGCCUUAUGUCUCAAACCAAUCAACUAUCGGAUAGAGUCAGAUCCCUAGAGAGUUAUGUCAGAGAUUCAGGCUCUACUUCACUAGGGCGACGAGUUGAAAGACUCCAGGAAGAGAAGAAGGGUGAUGUUGAGGCUAUCCAGAACUUGUAUCAUCGCAUAGGUGUUGAGCACACCGAGACAGCGCCUCCACGAAAAAGUCCACGAGUCCAUCCACCACCAAAUCCCCAAGGCAACCGAAGGAGUGCUCUAGAAGUAACUCAAGCAUUGGUAGAAACUCUGAACCAUGGAGGAGCUCCAAGUGCAACAAAUGCAAACCCACCAUUUCAGAUGGAUCCUACUCUAACGCAGACCCUGUUUGUGCAAGAGAUUGCUAUAGCCCUAGCCACCUAUGAGGCUGCCAGAAAUGAUAACAUUGGGAACAAUAGAAAUGUAAGUAGAUCAAGAGGUCGUUUCGCCCCUUGUCCCCGAAUAUGGGUAAUAUAUUCUCUUACAAUGUUGCUCCAAUCUAACCUAGCUGGUGAGCGAUCCCAGUUUGCGACAGAGAACAAGACAGCAAGCGAGCAUACCUUUGUUCACCUCUUCUCCACCAAGCACAUAAAUUUAAGGAUAACUGUAGGAUGGUGGCUACCUAAGGAAACUUCGAUCAAUCCCCCAUCCCCCCCCCCCCGGCUGGGAGGCAUCCUCAUCCCGAUCACAAGGAGGGGUUCACUAUGA